GUAUUUCUUUUUUACCUUUUUUUAAUGACAGAGAGGGGAUGCCUCAUGGACUUGCUGUAUCUGGAACAAAAUUUAACAUUUCAAAAGUGAAAGUAAAGGACUAUGCAUAUAAAUUUUUCUGUCACUUCAUAUAUGGUUCUGAACAAUUUACGGCCUACAUCAAAUUAGAACGCCCAGCUCCAAUCAUUCACGGUUACUUAAUUGGAGGAGGAGUUUCUUUGGUAUUUUUCAUGUUUUUUACUCUCUUUAUCUACAAGAUCUUCAAAAUUGAUAUUGUGCUUUGGUAUCGGGACUCCUGCCACCUUUUCCUGCGUAAAAAAGCUGCAGAUGGGAAGAUCUAUGAUGCUUACGUUCUGUAUCCAAAGAACAGAGAGAGCUGCUUGUAUUCAUCAGAUAUUUUUGCUCUGAAGAUACUGCCAGAGGUCUUAGAAAGACAAUGUGGCUAUAGCCUCUUCAUAUUUGGGAGGGAUGAUUUACCAGGGGAAGCUGUGAUCAGCACCGCUGAUGAAAAAAUCCACCAAAGCAGAAGAGUGAUAAUUGUUUUAGUACCAGAACCCUCCUCUUACAGUAUUCUAGAAGAUGUGUCCGAAAAGCAGCUAGCCAUGCAUAAUGCUCUGAUCCAAGAUGGCAUUAAAGUAAUUCUCAUUGAACUUGAAAAAAUACAGGAUUAUGCAACCAUGCCAGAGUCCAUCAAAUACGUGAAGCAAAAGCACGGGGCUAUCCGGUGGAAAGGGGACUGCUCAGGAAAAUCUCACUCAGCAAGGACCAGGUUCUGGAAGAAAGUGCGCUACCACAUGCCAGCCAGAAACAGCAGCUCUUCAUCAGGACUGCAUCUGUUACCAAAAGACUUCAACUCUCCCUAA
This is a messenger RNA of Merops nubicus (carmine bee-eater), 863 nucleotides long. Its product is annotated as interleukin-1 receptor type 1-like. The record is from RefSeq and is a predicted model, not a curated record. Gene Ontology annotation, biological process: signal transduction; regulation of inflammatory response. NCBI's taxonomy places the organism in Eukaryota, Metazoa, Chordata, Aves, Coraciiformes, Meropidae. The annotation marks the transcript as partial. The transcript has 4 exons.